AAAUUGGGUCGCAGCGAUACUAGGUGUAGACAGACUCUCAAAUAUUUUCACACGGUGGGAGGCUUUACAAAAAGAAGGCAACAUGUGUGACAUGGGAGCACUCGACAACCUGAUAGCCAACACAGUUUACCUGCAAGCCAGGAAGAGUGUGGAUGGCGAUUUCAAGGAGAUGAGAAAGAGGCGACAGAGUUUAGCUUUGCCAAGCCAUCAGCAAAGUGCUUCAGUCAAACAAAAUAUUGAUAUUAUCUACGAGAGUGUGUGUGAGAGACAGCCAAUUGGCAAGAAGUUGUUUCAUACGUUUACAGCAACUGUUCCAGAAUAUCAAGGUGCUGUGGAGUUUGUAAAUGAAGUUACUGACUUUUAUCUGGCAGAAGAUGGGGUGAAGGACAAUCUCAGGCAGAACAUCGUCACUAACUUUCUAAAACCUGAUUCGAAGAGCUAUCUCUCCUUCCUCAGCCAGGAUCUGGCCGAUAAAUGUAAAGAUGCAACAGAAAAGGAUUUUGAGGAACUCUUGCCGAUGGCUCAGGCAGAAGUUAGAAUGUUCCUUGCUGGACAACCUUUCCAGGACUUCCAAAACAGUCCGUUUUUCACCAAGUUCUUGCAGUGGAAAACAUUUGAGCGACAGCCUAUAACUGAGAAAUACUUCUAUCAGUUCAGGGUGUUGGGCAAGGGUGGAUUUGGAGAGGUGUGUGCUAUACAAGUGAAAACAACUGGGAAGAUGUACGCCUGUAAACAGCUGGAUAAGAAACGGCUGAAAAAGAAGCAUGGAGAGGAGAUGGCCCUCCUCGAGAAAGAAAUCUUGGAAAAGGCGAACAGCCCAUUUAUUGUCAGUUUGGCCUAUGCGUAUGAAACCAAGAACUAUCUGUGCUUAGUCAUGACCUUGAUGAAUGGAGGAGAUCUGAAGUUUCACAUUUACAACAUCGGAGAACGGGGAAUCGAAAUGAAGCGUACGAUAUUUUACGCAGCCCAGAUUACUUGUGGAAUCCUGCAUCUUCACUCCAUAAAGAUUGUGUACCGCGACAUGAAACCAGAAAAUGUGCUUUUGGAUGACAAUGGCAACUGUAGGCUCUCAGAUUUGGGGCUUGCAGUCAAAGUGAAAGAGGGUAAAUCCAUUACACGUAUUGCUGGAACUAAUGGUUAUAUGGCUCCAGAGAUAUUGAAAGAGGAGAACUACAAAUACCCUGUGGAUUGGUUCGCUUUGGGAUGUAGCAUUUACGAAAUGAUUGCUGGCCGAACACCUUUCAAGGAUUAUAAAGAGAAGGUCAGUAAAGACGAAGUAAAAAGAAGAACACUGGAAGAUGAAGUGAACUAUGAAAACCCCAAAUUCACAGAGGAGUCGAAGGACAUUUGCAAACUGUUUUUGGCAAAGAACUCAGAAGAACGUUUAGGGUGCAGGGGUGAAAACGAUGACCCUAGAAAUCACCCUUUCUUCAAAUCGAUCAACUUUCAACGGUUAGAAGCUGGACUUACUGAGCCUCCUUAUGUGCCAGACCCCUCCACGGUGUAUUGUAAGGACAUCGGAGAUAUUGCUGACUUCUCUGAGAUCAAAGGUGUUGAAAUCACUGACCAGGAUAAGCAGUUCUACAGGAAGUUUUCUACAGGUGCUGUCACUAUCCCGUGGCAGGAAGAAAUUAUUGAAAGUGGUGUAUUUGAUGAUCUCAAUGAUCCUUCCAGGCAGCAGGCUGGUGACAUAGCCAAUGGGUCUGGAGAGGCAAAAUCAGGUGUUUGUAUGAUUCUGUGAAAUGUUUAACCAAACCUUUCCUUACUUUGUCUACUUGAUGCUCUUCUGACCAAGAAGUUGAGAUGAGAAUUUACCUCAGUCCCUGAUUAAAUACAAAUAAAGACAUCAGUUCCAAACAACAGCACCACUGAAGCCAUGCAAUCAUUAAAAACCUUGCUGGACCUUUAGAGAAGGUGGAAACAUAUACAACUGGCAAUACUGUUGCACAGGGAGAGAGAUUCAUUUUUGAAAUGAUUUUUCUAAAAAUGGACAUCCAUUAUUGCUGUUGUCAAACUACAGGGUGUAAAGACAAAAGAAAACAUCCAUUGAAGGUGAAAAUGAGCAGAAAUGUUGCUGUCAAUUUCUGUGAUGCAUAACCAAAUAUGAAAAAAAUAUUUGGGCAAAUUUCACCUUCUGAGUGAUAUAUUAAAAGGGCUUACCUUUGAUCUUAUGGAGAUCGAUGCUUGGUUCAGUUCCCACUUGUGCAUUGAGUAAUGGUGCUUUGUACAGGAAAUAACAGAAAUCUAUUGAAUAAUCAUACCUCUCUCUGAUGGAUUACAUGAUAUCAAUUAAGAAAGUAAUAGGGAUGAUCACAACUAGGAUUCAACUUUGAGUUUUCCAAAUGAACAUCUUGUACUGCAUCGAGCGUUGUACAAUGCAUUAGCCACUAGUGACAAUGUAGUAAACUGAGAAUACAGGAGAGAUGAAUCGCAUUCCUGGGUUGCAUUUCUUUAAAAAAAAGUAAUAGGCAUAAUCUAAUAGAGAUGUGUAUUUUAAUAUUGUUUGCACGUGUUAAGGAAAUGCUAAGACAAAAAGCAAAGGGCACUAAUGUUUCUCCAGUGCUUUACUUCCCUUGUUAAUGAAUGGUGCUCAAUGUUUGGUAAUGAAGUAGACACAGAUAUCAAUAUUGUGUGCAUAUAUAAGACAUGAACUAUUACAAAUGAAGGGACAUGAUUCCCUGUAGCUGUGUUUCUUUCACAAUAUCUAGUGGACAAUGUGUAAUAUUGUAGCAACGACAGUAGUACAAAAUCAUUUUUAAAAUAAGCAAUGUUAUGUAAUAAUGUGUCCAUACUUUGAAAAGAUACAAAGUGAAGUUUCCUUCAUUCACAUGAUAUAUCAACGAGCUUUGAGGUUGGGAUCCACUUUGUGAAUCUCUGCCGCAAUGCCCAUCGUGUGUGUUGUGGGUUGAGUGGGACUUGGUAGAAGGUGGAGCAGGAUCUUAAUUUUCAUGGAUAAAGCUAUUUCCAUUCUAACAUCAGAAAUUCACUCAGAAUCAUUGACGUUCAAUAGAGUGGGUGUCCAUUUGUGCUUGCUGUCUUGAAAGCAAUAAAAAUUUAAGCCAAAAUA
Messenger RNA from Chiloscyllium plagiosum (whitespotted bambooshark), 3067 nucleotides. It is a transcript of the gene grk7a, whose product is annotated as G protein-coupled receptor kinase 7a. Gene Ontology annotation, cellular component: cytoplasm. Gene Ontology annotation, molecular function: rhodopsin kinase activity; ATP binding. Gene Ontology annotation, biological process: signal transduction; regulation of signal transduction; protein phosphorylation. The record is from RefSeq and is a predicted model, not a curated record. Lineage: Eukaryota; Metazoa; Chordata; Chondrichthyes; Orectolobiformes; Hemiscylliidae.